AUGGAUUCGCUCUCCGGUAUCUUUCCAUCCAAUGUUAUCGUUGAAAUCCUCGCUUGCUUACCAGCCCGGUCUCUUGUCCGGUGCCGGUGCGUCUCCAAGUCGUGGCGUUCGCUCUUGUCCGAGCCAUACUUUGUGACGAAGUGGUUGAAUCGCAGCGGGACUUCCCUCCUGGUGGUCCCGUUGAAAUGGGAAAAUCGUGACGAGUGCUCUUUAGUGUUUGAAAACGUGUCCAUCGGGAAGGAGAAUUUGAGGCUGCCACUGGGGAACAUAUGGUUUUCUCUAUCUGUGGUCGGUUCGUCCAGCGACGGUGCUCUAAUUUGCUUGACCGGUCUUUCUUACGUAAGCCAUCGUUCGAGCAACCAAACCGUUAUCCUGUGGAGCCCGUUCACGGGCAAAGUCAAGGCCCUUGGCUACGAGGAUUACAUCUACUGCCACCAUAGGCCCUAUUGCUCCGAGUCUCUAAUUCAGGGCUACAAUUCGGGAUGCUGCAGUCAUUAUGAUGUCCACGGUUUCGGGUACGAGCCAAAUGCCCGGGACUACAAGGUCGUGAGGAUUACUUAUUCGGGUGGCGUCGGGAGGCGAGCUGAGUAUCCGCUAACACCAAGGCGUGUCGAGGUGUAUAGCCUACGCAGGGACGCAUGGACGAGCCUGAGCAUUCCCGAUUUCACAUGGACGAUUCGUGGCAAUUCGCGGGCAUUUGUUAACGGGUCCGCGCACUGGCUAGCCGGGCCUACAGAGGACGCUCCUUACGACUCAAUCGUGGCCUUUAGUAUGGAGGAGGAAUCAUUUGGAGAAGUCAUCAAGCUGCCCCAAAUGGAAGAUCUCUCGCAAUUCUCUCUUAAUCCGUGA
This is a messenger RNA of Syzygium oleosum, 849 nucleotides long. RefSeq names its product putative F-box protein At3g22650. The coding region runs from base 1 to 849 and encodes 282 amino acids. The record is from RefSeq and is a predicted model, not a curated record. Gene Ontology annotation, molecular function: protein binding. The transcript has a single exon. Lineage: Eukaryota; Viridiplantae; Streptophyta; Magnoliopsida; Myrtales; Myrtaceae.